Messenger RNA from Pecten maximus, 1683 nucleotides. RefSeq names its product visual pigment-like receptor peropsin. Gene Ontology annotation, molecular function: G protein-coupled receptor activity. Lineage: Eukaryota; Metazoa; Mollusca; Bivalvia; Pectinida; Pectinidae. The record is from RefSeq and is a predicted model, not a curated record. Bases 75 to 1238 code for a protein of 387 amino acids. Gene Ontology annotation, cellular component: membrane; photoreceptor outer segment. The transcript is spliced from 3 exons. Gene Ontology annotation, biological process: visual perception; G protein-coupled receptor signaling pathway.
CCACAUCACGUUCUGUGUCGGACCGAUGAAAAGCAAUCGAAAAUUGUUUUCAAAAUAACAGAGGGCUUCUCUAGAUGGAGACAAGCAACAUUAGUGUGUUUGACAAUACGUCAGACACGACAGUCUCCUUAGACUUUGAGAAGUUCCCUGCUGUUGGACAUGAUAUAAUUGGAGGUCUUCUCGUUAUUACGAUGUUGGUCGGAAUUUGUACGAACUCUUUUGGUAUUUUGAUAUUUGUCAAACAUAAGCAUUUACGAUCUCCGACGAACCUCUUCAUAGCAAGCCUGGCACUGUGUGACCUGUUGAUGCUAGUGACGGCCACCCCCCUCCCGAUGGCGUCCAGUUUCGCCCACCGCUGGGUUUGGGGGUACGCCGGCUGUGUAUUCGAGGGAUUUCUUGUAUACUUUCUUGGACUGACCAGUCUAUACCUCCUGUGUGCCAUAUCUGUUGACCGCUACAUCGUCAUUGCUCUGCCACUAAAGAAUGCCAUGGUGAACCAGCGUGUCGCCAAGUUCUCCAUUAUGGGAUGUUACGUAUUAGGUUUUUUCUGGGCAAUGCUGCCUCUUCUAGGGUGGAACUCUUAUCAGCUGGAGGGACUGAUGACGUCAUGUAGCGUCCUCUGGGACACUUCCAACCCCAAGGAUUACAGUUACAAUGUUGUCAUCUUUUUCACCUGUUUCGUCUUUCCUGUCAUCGUCAUGUGUUAUUGUUACUACCAGGUUUACAGAACGGUUCGAGUGAUAUCACGGAACAACAAAUGGGACUCGAGCAGUCGUAUGGCCAAAAGAAAAAUGAAAGCGGAGCGUAAAAUAUCUAUAACGAUCCUAAUGAUGAUCGGGGUGUAUUUUGGUUCCUGGAUGCCAUACGCUGUGGUCUCCUUCUGGGCUGCUUUUGGGAAUGCCAGCGACAUCCCUCUUGUUGUAGCGGGAAUACCCCCAUACGUUGCAAAGACAGCUUCCGUUUGGAACCCCAUAAUAUAUAUAUGUACAAACAAGCAGUUCCGGAAGGCCUUUUUCGACAUUCUGCCUUGCGACAUCGGUUGGAGAAAUUCAGUACAAUCUACGGAAAUGGUUAAUGUCGCAUCAGCUAGAGUGGGCGCCAUUGUGAAUCCGGAAGUAACAUUAUGUAAGCAGAGUGAGUGCCCGGAUGUGUCUAAUCCGACAAGAGAAUCAAACAUGUAUUCUGGUGAUGGCAAAAAAUGCACCGAUGAUGGCAUCGAAGAAAUUUUAGUUGAAUAGAUCAAUAUUGAUUUUCUUUACUCGAAAUAGGUGUUUCUCAAAUAUGGAAUAUAACUGUUUCGACAUGGUUCAAUAUUUUACCAAUUUGGACGGUAAGGCUAUCACAGACAACUGUUUCAUCACCUUUGACAUUUACAUGACUGUCAUUGAACAGGUGAAUUUUCUUUGAUAUGACAAUGCAUUCCUGAUAAGAUACAUGUAGGAGCAAAACAAAAUACCGAAAUAGAUCUUUUACCUAGCAACGGACAGAAAACAGGACAAGUACGCAUAAAGGAAAUUCUAGUUGAUGAUGUUGAAAUUCGAGAUAUUGGAGUGAAAGACAUAGCAAGCUUAUCAAUGAGACUAUCCAGACACGUGUCAAGUGACAAUUAAGGACAAAAGAGUAAUAUAAUUUAUCAUGGGUCUGUUCCGUGGACAGGGAUACCUCAACCCGAGUGUAAGAGUU